CUCUGCUCUGGGGAAGGGGGGGGGGAUCAUCCGGGUCCUCACAACCUCGCGAUGCUUGUUUGUUUUGCGACUCAGCGGCCCCUCCCUCCUGCGGUCGUCACGGCUCCGUGCAGGGCUUUGGGAACACUGCGCAGGCGCCGUCCUGUCCGUAACCUGGUCACCUUGGCGAGUUAGGCUGAUUUCCAAAAGACACUCCGCCUCCGUCGGCUCUUCUCUCUCCCAGCCCCUAGCGGGUUUGGGGACCAGGCAAACACCCCGUGUAGCGUUUGGCUCCCUCCUCCAACUGUUCGCGCCAGCCCCUUAUCCCGCCGAAGUCAAAGUCAGACUUCGGGGCCAGAAGUCUGGGAAAGCCGUAGUAGUCUGGCUGCCUGUUUGGUGUCUGGUAGUGAGUUCUCGGUGUCUGGAGGUAAUUAAGCAAAGACUGGAAUUUGUCGGUGGUGCAGUAUACGCGAUUCCUGGAUCGUGUAAUAAAUAACCUCUUUAAAAAGCCUGUUUUAACCCUGAAAAGUAUGACGCUACUGUGGAGUUUGGGUGGAGAACAGAAAGCGCCAGCAAAGACCUGGCCGGCACUUCCCACUCAAAAUUUAAAACGGGGAGAAAGUGGGUCCGUUUUCAAUACAUAUGGCGUGACUGUCGCUGACACAGACCUGCAGAAGCUUCGCCCCAACCUGACAGGCCCAUCUAGGUACUUCCUAGUUCUCAAGCUCUUGAAUUUUCAUCCUUUACAACUGCGUACACGCCCCCUCUGCUGCAAAGACAGUUUCGGUUCCUAACGAAGGCAGUUUCUCAACAGCCACUCAUUACCAAGAAAAAUUUGCCAAAUAAAAUAAGUCCCUGUAGAGACACUGGUUUGGGCCUGGGAAUUCCAGGAGGAAGAAUCGAAUUGCCACUCCUUAAGGACACGGAGGGGACUCCCGUUUCCCAGAAAUUUGUCGAUGGUGAAGUGCUGGUGGUGAUUUAGAAAGAGGGUUAUCCUCGUUUUGAAAAGAUCUCCCAGGGUCUUGGACUGAAAGCUGGGAGCCAGUGAAGUGACUUGGAAGCCAUGGAAGUAUCCGAAAAAAAGGAGAUCAGUGUUGAAGAUGAAGCUGUGGAUAAAAACAUUUUCAAAGACUGCAGCAAUAUUGCUUUCUACAGGCGUCAGAAACAGCAGCUCUCCAAGAAGUCCACCUAUCGGGCAUUCCUAGACUCAGUCACAACAGGCAAAGAUAGUACCAAGUUCCAAAUCAUCAAUGAAGCAACUAAGGUUCCUCUUUUGGUUGAAGUUUUUGGUAUAGAGGGAAAUAUUUUCAGGCUUAAAAUCAAUGAAGAAACUCCCCUGAAGCCCAGGUAUGAAGUUCCGGAUGUCCUCACAAGCAAGCCAAGUACUAUAAGGCUGACUUCUUGCUCAGGGGAUACAGGCAGUCUGGUAUUGGCAGAUGGAAAAGGAGAUCUGAAGUGUCAUAUCACGGCAAACCCAUUCAAGAUAGACUUGGUAUCUGAAGAAGAGGUUGUGAUGAGCAUAAACUCCCUGGGCCAGUUGUACUUUGAGCAUCUGCAGAUUCCUCUCAAGCAAAGAGCUACCAGAGAAAAGGAGGAGCAUGCAUCAGUUGACACCUCUCAGGAAAAUCAAGAAGAUCUGGGCCUGUGGGAGGAGACAUUCAGAAACUUUGUGGAUGUCAAAGUUAACGGUCCUGCCUCCAUUGGUUUGGAUUUCUCGUUGCAUGGAUUUGAGCAUCUCUAUGGGAUUCCGCAACAUGCAGAAUCACACCAACUUAAAAAUACUGGUGAUAAAGAUGCUUACCGUCUUUAUAACCUGGAUGUCUAUGGAUAUAAAAUACAUGACAAAAAUGGCAUUUAUGGUUCAGUGCCUUAUCUCUUAGCCCACAGACUGGGCAGGACUUUAGGCAUUUUUUGGCUGAAUUCCUCAGAAACACUGGUGGAGAUCAAUACAGAGCCUGCAGUAAAGUACACACUGACCCAGAUGGGCCCAGUUGCUGCUGAACAAAAGGGUAGAUCUCGAACUGAUGUUCAUUGGAUGUCAGAGAGUGGAAUCAUUGAUGUUUUUCUGCUGACUGGCCCUACACCUUCUGAUGUCUUCAAGCAGUACUCAUCCCUUACAGGCACUCAAGCCAUGCCCCCUCUCUUCUCCUUGGGGUACCAUCAGUGCCGCUGGAACUAUGAAGAUGAGCAGGAUGUAAAAGCAGUGGAUGCAGGAUUUGACAAACAUGACAUUCCUUAUGACGUCAUUUGGCUGGACAUAGAGCACACCGAGGGCAAAAGGUACUUCACCUGGGACAAGAAAAAAUUCCCAGACCCAAAGAGGAUGCAAGAGUUGCUCCGAAACAAAAAACGUAAGCUCGUGGUCAUCAGUGACCCCCACAUCAAGAUCGAUCCUGACUACUCAGUGUAUGCUAAGGCCAAAGAACAGGGCUUCUUUGUGAGGAAUCAUGAUGGGGGAGACUUUGCAGGGGUAUGCUGGCCAGGUCUCUCCUCUUACCUGGAUUUCACCAAUCCCAAGGUCAGAGAGUGGUAUUCGGGCCUUUUUGCUUUCUCUGUUUAUCAGGGAUCUACUGACAUCCUCUACCUAUGGAAUGACAUGAAUGAGCCCUCCGUCUUUAGAGGUCCAGAGCAAACCAUGCAGAAGAAUGCCAUUCAUCAUGGCAACUGGGAGCACAGAGAACUUCACAACAUAUAUGGUUUUUAUCAGCAAAAGGCUACUACAGAAGGACUGAUACAACGAUCUAAGGGAAAGGAGAGACCCUUUGUUCUUACACGUUCUUUCUUUGCUGGAUCACAAAACUAUGGCGCUGUGUGGACAGGCGACAACAGAGCGAAAUGGAGUUACCUGAAGAUUUCUGUGCCUAUGUUACUCACUCUCAGCAUCACCGGGAUCUCUUUUUGUGGAGCUGAUGUCGGCGGCUUCAUCGGGGAUCCAGAGGCAGAGCUGCUAGUACGUUGGUACCAGGCCGGAGCCUACCAGCCCUUCUUUCGUGGCCACUCCACCAUAAACAGCAAGCGACGGGAGCCCUGGCUCUUUGGGAAGGAGCACACCCGGCUCAUCAGAGAAGCCGUCAGAGAGCGUUACGCCCUCCUGCCCUACUGGUACUUGCUGUUCUACCGCGUGCAUGUGACUUCUGAGCCCGUCAUGAGGCCUCUGUGGGUAGAGUUCCCUGAUGAAUUAGAGACUUUUGGUGUGGAAGAUGAAUACAUGCUGGGAAGUGCUUUAUUGGUUCAUCCAGUUACAGAGCCAAAAGCUACUGUGGUUGAUGUGUUUCUCCCUGGAUCAAAUGAGGUCUGGUAUGAUUCUAAGACAUUUGCUUCUUGGGAAGGAGCAUGUACUGUGAAGAUCCCAGUAGCCUUGGACACUAUACCGGUGUUUCAACGAGGUGGAAGUGUGGUGCCUAUAAAGACAACUAUAGGAAAAUCCACAGGCUGGAUGACCGAUUCCCCGUAUGGACUCCGGGUGGCUCUAAGCACUAAGGGUUCUGCUGUGGGUGAAUUGUAUCUGGAUGAUGGCCAUUCAUUCCAGUACCUCCACCAGAAGCAAUUCCUACACAGGAAGUUUUGUUUUUGUUCAGGUGUUUUGACCAACAGUUGUGCUGAUGAGAGGGGUCAUUAUCCCAGCAAGUGUGUGGUGGAGCAGAUCUUCAUCCUAGGUCUCAAGAAGCAGCCAUCUUCUGUGACCACCCACUCAUCUGAAAGUAAAGAUCAGCCUGUGGCUUUUACAUAUUGUGCCAGAACAUCCACCCUGAGCCUGGAGAAGCUCUCACUGAACAUUGGAACUGACUGGGAGGUCCACAUUAAGUGACAGAGAAGUGCAUCUGGUGAUGAGUACCGGGAGCGGCCUGUACCCUUCAACCUUUCCCUUGGCGUUUUUUGAGAUUUGUGCUGUGUACUAAUUGACUACUCUGGCUCAAAAAAUCUUCCAUUAGUCAUCAGUUUACUAAUGAAUGAUAUAUGUUAGUUUUUACAUUUUUAGAUGUAUUAGUAAUACUCCUUUAGAUGUAUUAGUAAUACUCAAGCACCACCUCUUCUGGAUGCAGGGAGCCCUGAAACAUUUAUAAAGUUUCUUAUUUUCCAUUGCUUCUUAGGCUGUGGCCCUGUGGUUAGCACCGCAGGCCAGUAAGUGGCUUCUCUUUGAGCAUGGCAGGGUGGGUGUGUUUCAUGUGAGAUGUGGGCCAUGCCCACUGACUGUGGCCCAUCUGUGGAAGGUUGCCUCUGGCAAAGUCACUCUGGCUAUAGCAGCUGAGUUGCUCAAGGCCUAUUUCCAAGUGAACAGCAGCCUUUGGCACCCCCCACAGUUAUCUUUCACCCCCUUAGACAUGGGCAAAACAAUCCUUUUCUGCUUGCACUGCAUACACUGCAGCAACAGGGAGUUUUUCUCCCUAGACAUUGAUUCAGGAGUACAAAGGUUCUUUUUUCUGUUGUGCUUUUUGGCCUCUAAAGUUCCAAAUUAAUCUUCUUAAAAUUCUAAUUUCUUUAUAUUAAUUGUUUUUAUUAAAUACUGUCUACUAAGCAAAGAAUAUUUGUACCAUGGAUACAAUAUAAUUAAUAAUAAUUAAUUAUAUAAUUAAUAAUAAGCUAUAAUUAAUCAUAAUAAAAUAGCCCGGCCGAGCGUGA
Molecule: messenger RNA, 4599 nt
Organism: Miniopterus natalensis
Lineage: Eukaryota; Metazoa; Chordata; Mammalia; Chiroptera; Miniopteridae
Gene: GANC
Product: glucosidase alpha, neutral C
Biological process (GO): N-glycan processing; carbohydrate metabolic process
Molecular function (GO): alpha-1,4-glucosidase activity; carbohydrate binding
Source: RefSeq, a predicted model, not a curated record